UCAGCGCAGGUAAGGGCGUCUCACUGACAGAGGGAGGGUUUUGGAGUCACGGCGCACCUGGAUUUGACAAAGGAUUGAAAGAGGCAAUAGAGGAGUAACGAAGGACUCGUUAGCGUGUGCGUAUGUUUUGCUUUCAAUUGUUGUAAAAACAAAAAAUAGGAAAGUUGUUGCUCAUUUCUCCCGGAGAGCUAUGGCUAGCUUAGGACUGGCUAUUAACGUGCCGAACACGGAGGAAAACGCCGUCUUUACCCAGCUGAAGCCCGUGAGGAUGUCGGGGGGGGACGGCAGUGAGGAGCCACCCGUGUUUGAGGAAGUCAAGCCGGCGGCGAGGAUCGCGGCGAGCCCCCUGGAGCUCGCGCAGGUGCGAUCGGAGCUGGAUAAAUACCUGCCCCACAGCGCCCCACCCCAGGUCCCCUCCGUGAUGGACAAGAAGUACCGGCGGGAGAGUGCCUCGGUGGUGGACGAGUACUUCUCCACGGAGAAGCCAGCUCCCUACAGCGUCAACAUCAACGUCAUCCUGCCAAACACCACACACCUGCGCACAGGCCUGUACCGCCCCACCAAGCCCAUAAAGACGGAACCCGGGGUCGACCCUCCCACCUCCAUGCAGACCCUCCCCGAGUUCACCUCGGUGUUCAGCGUCCCACAGACUGUCAAUAACCUCUUCAUCAAGCAGGACAUGUCUGCUGAUGACCUCCACAUUGGGCCCCAGCAGCCUCAGGUUUACCAGCUGCCUGUGGGCAGCAAUGACAUCACAAUGCCCCUGUCCGGCAGCCAGUCAGGGAGCAGCAGCGGCACGACCAUGCACACGCUCAACAGCGUCACCAUGACAACCGGAGUCGGUGGCACCAUCAAGUCCUUCCAGCAUCCCCUGAGGACCCAGGGUGGCUUUGUCAUGCCUGACCAGUUCUACCAGGCCCAGCCUCUGAGCCUUCCCCCCUCGCCCCCCAAUUCACAGCCUGGGAGCCCUGAAAACCAGGCAGAGCUCAUCAACACCAUCUCCCCGCCUCCCCCCUACCAACCCAGGCUCAAGAUGAUGCCGGGCCACUCCCAGAUGCACUCCCAGGUGGUGCUGGUGCCCCAGCACGGGCAAGGGAUCUUGAACGGGCCGCGGUACAAUCGCCGCAACAACCCCGAGCUGGAGAAGAGGAGGAUCCACCACUGUGACUUCCCAGGGUGCACCAAAGUUUACACCAAGAGCUCUCACUUGAAAGCACAUCAAAGGACACACACAGGGGAGAAGCCGUACCGCUGUAGCUGGGAGGGCUGCGACUGGCGGUUCGCGCGCUCGGACGAGCUGACGCGGCACUUCCGCAAGCACACGGGCGCCAAGCCCUUCAAGUGCCUGUCCUGCGGCCGCUGCUUCUCGCGCUCCGACCACCUGGCCCUGCACAUGAAGCGCCACCAGAACUAGGGGGCGCCACCCACCCCCCCCGUCUGACUGACUGACUCUUCCUCUGCAGCCCUCUUCCCCUGCUUUCAAAGUUGUUUUUUUCCCUUUUUUUUAUAAAUAUAUAUAAUAAGAUCAAAAUCUUCUGUACAUACAGAUUUAGAACGUGCUGCCAAGAAACAUAAGCGUAAGAAAGUGUGGCUCUUCCAGAUGGCAUUUGCAUGCUUAUAUAUCAGUACUAUACUUAUAUAUAUCGGUAAAUGCAUAUAAUUGUGUGUGUGUGUGUAUGUGUGCGUGCACAUUUGUAAAGAUGCAAGUUUGCAAAGAAUGUAUCUCGCUGUACUUGACUUCAGAUUUUUUACAGUUAACAGGAAGGUUUAAGGCAAUGACCAUUUAAUGAUAAUUUUAACAAUUAUUUAUUCCCACCUUCACGCCUGUGCCCUGUCUCUCUUCCGCACUAAAGCACGCAAACCGCACGAGCAUCUCGGCCAGGUCCCGAGAUCUCCUCCUCUCUCACCCCUGCAGUCCCCACCCUUCUCUAAAACGGUCGGGUCUUUUUGUUCUUCCAGUGCAACAGACAAAAUGGCUCCAGCCCCCCCUCCCCCCCCCCCCCCCAUUCUGGAACCUGUAUUGUGAGAAAAGCACAUCUGCGUGGCAUGGACAGAGCCCAGUCAGUCAGGUUUUUCAGGUCUCGUCUGCAGCGGAAGAAAAGACGUUAAUGGUCUGGAUUGGUUGAGUUAAGCUCAGCGCUAGCUCUGUCUGGUAUGUAAGACCUACGGUGGAGUUCAGAUUUGAUACAGAUCCCCGAGGGCUUCACUUUCACUUCACUGUUGUUCAAAAAUUCCAAAGCUCUCGAUGUGGAGAGAGAGAGAGGAGGGGAGUCUUGUCCACCCGUCUUUUGUUUAUUUAAAAAAACAUGGGAGCCAAUUUAGCAUCCGUAGCGGAGAGCUUAGAGAUUGAGGUCCAGGUUAUGGAGGGAGUUGUCUCCCACCAGGCGCAAGGGCACUCGGUCUGGCUCCCCAUUCGCGCUUGGGGAUGUGGGGGUGUCUCUCCCCCCCCGGAAGUGGCUUGGCUCUGGAACACCAGUGGGGACCGAAGGUCUGCUCUGGUGAAGAGUGUGGCAGGGGCUGUCCAUGCCUAGAAGGUGUAUCUCAGUCACUGUGGGGGUGGAAAACGAGCCAGGAGGACUCGGUGUGAUAGGGGAGCCACAGUCUGCACGUGUGCAACUGCUCCAGGGAUUUUUUUCUGGGACCGCAGGGGCCAGCUUUCCCCAGGCCUCCUGGAAAUCCAAGCGCUUCUAUGACCGAAUAUAGGCUUCUUAUUGGAUUGUCUCCUUCUUUUCCCGUUCUGUGUUGACACUGUGUGGACGGGCAGUGUGGCGCUCAAGCACUCUGUGGAAUAAUGUGCCCUGCAGGGGCCUGAGCUCAGCCUACUGAACAUCUCUCCGGCAACGUGGAGUUCUCACCUGGGGAUGGAAAACUGACGAUGUAGUUAGUGUCCUGCUCAAAUGGUUUUGUCUUAAAUACCUACAGGGCAAGUGGUUAAUUUCAGAUUGAGAGAUAUACUCAUCUGUCUCGGAUAGAUGCCACGAAAAUAGUUCAUUUGGAACGGGAAAAGUUUCUCCACCCCAGAGCUCACUCAUUGUCCCAAAGCGUGGUGCUGAACCCAGCACAGGUUGAGCAAUGUUAAGUUUGGGUGAGGACAAGGCUCUGCAGAUUCAUAGCACUUACUGGAUUAACAGGCUGUAAACAGCACAUCCCCAGGGACAGUUAAAACAGGGGAGCAGACAGUAAUGAAGUCUUUGCUUCCAGACAAAUUGCCUGUAUUUCUUUCUCACAGAUAAGAAGUUUGUUGACUUUCCAUGCUGUGUUGUCCACUGAGAGCCAGCUGCGCUCUGUUGAAGGUUUACUCUGGGCAGCAAUAGUGUAGGAGUGGAGAGUUCAGGUGCCACUGAGCUGCACAGCAGCUGGUGGCUAUUGCUCCCUUAUUUAGGUCAGUGACUGAUCUAAAUUGAGUAAUUGUUUAAUUGAAUGAGUUUAAUUGAUGAAUGUAACUUAAUUUGUCCAGCUGAGCCGUGCCACCUUAGGGCUUCAGCCACAGAGGUUUUUAAAUUGCCGUCUGUUGCCUGCAGGACUGUGGUUCUCUGGGACCUGGGAUCAUCUGUGGUCGGUUGGUCUUACUGGGGCUUGCUGUGUUGUCCGAGAGGGGAGCUGGCAUUCAUGUGGGCCGUCUCUCUCUGCCUCUGGAGCUGCAGCUUGAGGGCAGAUAAUAUGGGCAUGUCACUGGCUGUCUGCACAGAGGAUCUAAUGUUUGUCAGGGUAACAGAUGUGCCCGUGUGAUCAUUCUAGUGCAUGCCAACAUAAUGCACCCCAACUGCAAAUAGGAUCCUAAAUGCUACAUUAAAAAAAAAAAAUUCUAAUGCACAUCUCAUUUCUCUAUUGUUUGGUACCAGCACUAACUCCUAGAACCAGAGUACUGAGUCAGUAUUGCGACAACCAUGACAAACAAAGGCAGUUGUGUCCCCGAGUCUGCAAAUACAGCAAACUGACAUGUCUGCUCCAAGUGCCAAAGCAAUUCCUUAACCUGCUUGCAGGCUACCAGAGCAUGAGGCAGGUGUUUAAAGCAGGUCACCGAGCGCUUCGCUGGAGGAAGGCUUGCUCUACAGUAUUGUUGUUGCUCAGUGGAUCGGAGUACAAGUCCAGCGCAGCAUGACUGUGCACUCCUGCUGGCUAGGGAGUGUGACUGGGAGUCGAGCAUGAAGCUCGGCCAGCUCCUUGCAGGGUGCCUUUGCUCUGCAGCUCGGGUGGCGCUGACUAAGCCUCAGAAAAGUGUACAAAAAACACUUCUUUUUUUUUAACAUGAUUUUAGAACGUUCUUCAUCAGGGUUCCCAAAACCGUUAAACGGCGAUUCUUUGCAGAAGUCUUCCCUGUGGCUCGGCUACUCUGUUUCAAAAUGGGUGUAAAUAAUAAAAUGUGUUAAGGAAUGCCCUUUUAAAAGGGCAGCACUGUACUUGCCGGGAUACUGGCCCUGUCAAAGCUUUUUGCAGCUGUGGGGCAGCGCAGUAAUAUUCCAUUGUAAAGUUCUCAAAAUCUCCUGGAGGAGCUCCUGUUUCUCCAAGUGAGAAAUCUUCCCUGGGGAUUCUAAUUAGCUGAGGAAUCUUUUUUUUUUUAAAGAGUUUUCAACAUCUGAUCCGAUAGUGGUGGACGCACACCUGUCAUUUAAGAGGGCUGUUACACCUGUCUGGUUGGAUUGUGUUAAACACACUCCUAUUCCUUCCCUUUUAACACAGGAGCUAUCAAAGUCUCUGUAAAUAUUGUAGUUUUAGAUGAAGAAGAGAGAUGUAAAUAUUUUUUUCCCAUUUGAUGAACUAAUGUCAAUAUUGAACAAAAAAGGGGGAUUUUCUUUUAGUUUUUUGAAGGGUGGCAGAUUAUUUUUUAAACGUUUCUUAAAUUGAUACACGGUAUUAUGUAUUUUUGAUAAAUGAAAAACAAAUCAAGUUCUGUAAAAAUAAUUAUAUGGUGAACAACUUUUGUAUUUCUUUUUGAGACUGCAAAAUAAAAACUUGUAUAGAAAAAGUACAAUAAUAAAGUGUUUAUAGACUUCA
This is a messenger RNA of Lepisosteus oculatus (spotted gar), 4995 nucleotides long. It is a transcript of the gene klf5l, whose product is annotated as Kruppel like factor 5 like. NCBI's taxonomy places the organism in Eukaryota, Metazoa, Chordata, Actinopteri, Semionotiformes, Lepisosteidae. Gene Ontology annotation, molecular function: RNA polymerase II cis-regulatory region sequence-specific DNA binding; DNA-binding transcription factor activity, RNA polymerase II-specific. Gene Ontology annotation, biological process: regulation of transcription by RNA polymerase II. The record is from RefSeq and is a predicted model, not a curated record.